UUGCUAUAUUUAUUUGUUAAAUCAUUCUGCGCAACUCUGCCGUAACCCCGUUGCCUUUUUUUGAUGACGUUGCAGGUCAAUCCAAAUGAGCGAAGUCCACUUCAACGGACAUCCCGUACUCAGGGAGUAGGGAACAGUGAACACUGCGUAGGAACCAUUGGAACGCAGCUUCACGGUGCAUUGUUCGUGGAGGGUAAUACUUCCGGUGCCGCUGCACUUCCGCUUUUGUCAGGAGUGAGCCGUAGGACGGAAGUGGGUGAAUGGUGAGGUGCGAUGCCCUUGGAGGUGACAUGGCCCUUUCCACAAUGCCCCCGCCUGGGCUGGAGGAUAUCCAGCCGAUUGAUCAUGGGCAUGGUGGGCUCAUACAGUUACCUAUGGACAAAGUAUUUCAACUCUUUAAUGGUGCACAACCAGGACGUUUUGUUGAAGCUGGUGGACGAGCGUCCCCGGGGUACGCCUCUCAUCACCGUGUCCAACCACCAGUCCUGUAUGGAUGACCCGCACAUCUGGGGAGUUCUGAAGCUCCGGCAGCUCUGGGCCUUUCACAGAAUGAGAUGGACUCCUGCCGCCUCUGAUAUCUGUUUUACCAAGGAGAUUUACUCCAGCUUCUUCAGCAGAGGCAAGUGUGUGCCUGUGGUUAGAGAUUAACGAGGGACAAAGUGUGAAACAGGAGGUAAAAGAAUAUGGAUGUGCACAGCUUAAAGUGAAGUAAACAUUUUUUUUUAUUUGCUGGUUGUGAGAAUGUGUGAUGAGUCCUGGGGAUCCAAACUAAAACUCAGAUGAGAGAAAGGCAUCAUCUUCCAGUGAGGUUUGAAAUUACUUUGAUAAUAUUUAUCCUUGCCGUGCUUUUCUGGGAGUAUGGCCAAUAAAAGGAAUAGGAUCCCUGUGUCGUUUAUAAUUAUCCCUGUGUCAGAAUUAUAAAAAACCUUCCGGAACAAGUUGGAGUGCUGGGGGAGUGUAUCAAGUACAGAUACUACGUCAUACGUCCAACUCGUUUUUAACAAGUUGACAAGCCAGCACACAUUUAACAGUGCAAAGAAGUCAGAAUGCAUGACACUGCAUGAUACCCGAUCUUUAAAAUGCUGUAACAAAUAAAAAAAGUAAUCAUAAUGUCAUUUGAUUUGCAUUAGUAUGUUUGCACGAAAUGUGGUAUGUAGCAUCUGAAGACAGUGCUGAGAAAAAGUAAUAAAAAGCUUUUUGAUUUGUCAAACGGUUUAUUGAAACAAAACUUGGCAUGUAUAAUCAUUGGCGCAUCUUGUCCACUCAUAAAAAUUUGGUGACAGUGCCACCUUGUGCUCAAAAGUUAAAAGCAAUUUUAUUGCGUUCUAAGUGCCUUUCCCCAUUUUUAAACAAAAUCUGAUCAUCUGACAUGUCCAAAAUAUUUCCCUUUGGGCCAUUGUUUGGCUUGACCCCGUAAUUGCUGAUUGCAGCUAUAUUUAGGGUUCAAGCCCCAAAGGGGCAAAGACCCAUAGUGUUACCCGUCAGUUUUCUUACCCCUAUGCCUGCCUUCUGCACUGAAGUGUCGAUGAAGUUGUUACUCUUCAGAAAUGCUGAGAGUCUAUUGGCCAAAACGCAAGAAGAAAAUCUUCCCUUCCACAUUCAAGAGGCUAAUUUGGCGAAACUGGUCAAUAGUUGAGAAAUUUUCUCCUUUGGGAUCAGUAUGCCUCAUGCCCUUCUCCAGACCUUUGGUAUCGCCUGCUUUUUUCAUGCCACAGCCAUUAACCUCCAAAGGUACCUCAACACUCCAGGGGCAUUCUUUUAGAGCCUGUAUGGUAUACCGUUGGGUCCAGGAGCUGAAGCUGAUCUUGCCCAUUUUACUGCACUCUCCACUUCACUCCAUUUAGGGGGCCUUGUGUUCAUCUGGUGUUCUGGUAGCUGAAUUGGUGGCAUGUCCUCUGGAAUGGAGAUUGGCUCAUGCCUCUGAUUGUCAGAAUACAUUUUCCGUAGGUGUUCCUCAAGAUCUGUUAUAGGUAGGGUUGUGUAUUGUCAAAAAUAUUCAGAUUCCGGUACCAUUUUUGCCUAACGAUUCCGGUUCCGAUUCCAUUUAAACAAUUUUUUUUACUAUUUUACCUUAAAUGAAUGUAGUGUUGCUGACUGUAAGGUAGUAAGUAAUGUUGAGUAAUGCUAAUCCAUCAAUAACAUUUAAAUAAUAAUGCAGUAGAGGAGAGGGUGAGAUGCUGUGAGUCCUUUCCACAUUUUUAGCAUUUAAAUUGAAUAUGAAAAUAAGUAUUUUUUUAUCACUUUGUUUAUCACUCUUAAAAUUACCUGUAGCCUUCACUAAAUAGUCGAACCCUCUUACUUGCUUAACAACAUCAGUCUAUUUAUUUUGUGGUCCAUACAGGUUGAUCAGUAUGUAUAUAAAUGACAAUAUGAAACAAGUAUAAUGUAAUUUUGUGUUGCAAGACUUGCGCGCUGCCAGUAUGUGUAAUGAAGAAUUCCAGUCUGGAUUUAGAGCAUGUCACAGUACAGCGACUGCUUUGAUCAGAGUUACAAAUGAUCUGCUUUUGCUUCUGACCGAGGUUGUAUCUCGUUAUUGGUGCUGCUAGACCUUAGUGCUGCAUUCGAUACCAUUGACCACAGCACACUCCUACAUAGACUCGAAAAUUACGUCGGCAUUAAAGGAGUAGCUUUGAAAUGGUUUAAAUCUUAUUUAUCCAACCAUUUUCAAUUUGUAGCAAUAAACAAUGAGGUGUCACGCAAAUCGCAAGUCCAGUACGGUGUACCACAGGGCUCAGUCUUGGGGCCUCUGCUCUUCGCAUGCUACCUCUAGGAGAUAUAAUAAAGCGACACGGAGUUAGCUUUCACUGUUAUGCUGAUGAUACUCAACUUUAUAUUUCCUCGAAGCCUCAUGAAAUACAGCAGUUCCAUCGAAUAAUGGAAUGCAUAGUCGAUAUAAAAAACUGGAUGAGUAGCAACUUUUUAUUACUGAACUCGGACAAAACAGAAGUGUUACUUAUUGGACCGAAAACUGCUAUACGUAACAACCAAGAAUACAGCUUAACUAUUGACGGAUCUUCCAUAAAACCCUCGUCGUCAGCAAAGAAUCUUGGCGUUCUAUUAGACAGUAAUCUGUCAUUUGAGAGCCACGUCGCCAACACCUGUAAAAUUGCGUUUUUCCAUUUUAAGAAUAUAUCUAAACUACGUCAUAUGCUGUCAAUGUCAGAUGCAGAGAAGUUAAUUCAUGCAUUCAUGACAUCAAGACUAGAUUACUGUAAUGCACUGUUAGGUGGUUCCCCUACUGGAUUAUUACAAAAGCUCCAACUGGUCCAAAACGCGGCAGCUCGAGUUCUUACACGAACAAAAAAGUAUGAACAUAUUAGCCCGGUUCUGUGAACCUUGCACUGGUUACCUAUAAAGCAUCGCGUUAACUUUAAAAUCUUGAUUAUUACCUAUAAAGCCCUACAUGGUUUAGCUCCUCAAUACUUGAGUGAACUCCUCUUGUAUUACAGUCCUUCACAUGCAUUACACUCUCAGGCGUCCUGUCAGUUGGUAAUACCUAGAAUUUCAAAAUCAAGUGCAUUUAUUUUUAUUUAGCCUUGUUGUGCAAGCUCUGUGGAGCUUGUGCAGAGGCAGCAACUUUUGCCAGAGGGGAACUGGAAUCCCCUGGUUGGGCCUGGGUUCUCCUGAGGUUUUUUUUCUUGAUUAGAGUUUUGGGUUCCACGCCACCGUUUGGAUACUGUUCUUUUGCACUAUUUGCCUGGUCGGGGGGCUGCUUUAGAAUUUUAAAGUUUUACUUCAUUAAUAUUGCAUACCGUAUAGGAAUUUAUAGUCCGUUAUAUUUGACCUGUGCUUCUCUCUCCUUUAUCUUAAAUGUUUGCUCUCACUGUGUGUGCGUACUUGUUUAUGUACACGUGUGCGCAUCCGUGCGUGUGUGUCUAUGUCUAUGUGUGUUAGUACGUGUGCAUAUUGUGUGUGUGGAGUGUUUUGUAUGUGGGUAUGUCUGUCUUCUGUGUUUUCACCGUUUUCUUGUUUUUACAGGUACAACUUAAAUUGUUUUGCUUAUAGUCAAUAUGUCUCAUGUACAGCUGCUUUGUAACAAUGAAAAUUGUGAAAAGCGCUAAAUAAAUAAAGUUGAGUUGAGUGUACAAUCAAACAAAACAACGUGCACAGUAAUCAAGGACGCAAGUGUGCAUACAGGAAAACGUUGUGUUCAGCAAGACGAUGCGCGACGCAUUAGUUGGCGCAAGGCUGUACGGUCAACGAUGUGUUCAUCAAAGACGCGUAGUGUCUGUGGGGUUGCGCGCACAGUCAUGAAAACUGAUCUGUUCAGCAUAAAGGCGCAGCGCAUCUGCGGAGUGCGCGUACAGUCAUUGAAAAUUAUGUAUUCAGUCAUUAAAGAAGCAGCGCUGCAUUACUGUUUGGUUUGUGACAUCCUGUAUGGGAAACGGUGGCGCAAGGCUGCUCACAGUGCUUGGCCAUGCAUCGCACCAGAACCGUUUUUGGAACUGAAACUUAUAAAUUGCUCACGGUUCCGGUUCUUAAAAAAAACAGCCCCGGUUCUGGAUAAGAACCGGUUCUCGGUUCCCAACCCUAGUUAUAGGUACUUUAAGGGUCCCAGUUUUCCCCUUGCUAAAGAUGCUACUGACGAACUUGUAAGGAUAUUUGUAGAAAGUGGUCCCUCUUCUUUGCCCCCUCCUCCCCUACCCACUUUAUAUUUGACUGCAGAGGACUUUGCUGUAUUUUUCACUGAGAAAACAUCAUCCAUCAGCAAACAAUUCUCAGCACCUCAGACCUCGGUACACACCACCCUCACUUCAAACAUCGAACUCUCCUCUUUCGCCCCACUGACUGACACUGAAGUCACCAGACAUCUCUCCAACCACCCCACCCACCUGUCCCCUUGACCCAAUCCCCUCCCAUCUCCUUCAGGCCAUAUCCAGCACACUCACACCUGCACUCACACACAUCAUCAACACCUCUCUGCUCACCGGCACUUUUCAAUCCACAUUCAAACAGGCCCAGGUCACGCCCUUACUUAAGAAACCCACAUUGGACCCCUCUACUACUGACUGUUACAGACCUGUCUCUCACCUCCCAUUUAUUGCAAAAACACUUGAAAUGGCAGUUUUCAACCUGGUGUCUUCCUACCUAUCCCAGAAUAAACUACUGGAUGACAAGCAGUCUGGCUUCAAAACAAACCACUCCACUGAGACUGCGCUGCUAUCAGUCACAGAAGCACUGCGGCUAGCCAAGGCGGAAUCUAAAUCCUCGAUCCUGAUUCUGCUAGACUUAUCUGCAGCGUUCAACACUGUCAGUCACCAGAUACUGCUAGCAAUCCUGUCAUCUCUAGGGGUCUCAGGCACUCCUCUCCGCUGGUUCAAAUCCUACCUCUCCGGCAGAUCCAUGGUGGGGCUCGCUGUCCACUGCUCACAACAUGAUCACUGGGGUCCCUCAGGGAUUGGUGCUUGGACGAUGCUUUUUUCCAUCUACACGAAAUCCUUGGGACCCAUCAUACGGGCACACGGCUUCUUGUAUCAGUGUUAUGCUGACGACACCCAGAUUUACAUCUCGUUUCACCCAGACGAUACCACUGUUGCAGCUCGCAUUACAGGCUGCCUAGAAGACAUCUCAGCUUGGAUGAAAGAGCAUCACCUCCAGCGGAACCUUGCCAAGACAGAACUACUCAUGUUUCCGGCACACCCCACGGUGCAACACGAUCUCACCAUCCAACUUGGCAAUACCACCAUCACUCCUUCCAAAACUGCCAGGAACCUCGGAGUCACAAUUGAUGAAUAGCUGUCCUUCAAUGAUCACAUUGCAAAGACAACGCGGUCAUGCCGAUAUGCCUUAUUCGACAUUAGAAAGGUUGGACCCUAUCUCACUGAGCAUGCGGCACAACUCCUUGUCCAGGCCCUGGUAAUCUCAAGGUUGGACUACUGCAAUGCUCUCCUUGCUGGGCUUCCUACAAAGGCUAUCAAACCACUCCAGCUGGUUCAGAACGCCUCGCACACCUCGUCUUCCAACAGCACAAAAGGGCUCAUGUGACAGCCCUUUUCAUCUCUCUCCACUGGCUACCGGUUGAAGCCCGUAUCAGAUUCAAGUCAUUAACUCUAGCCUACAGGACUAUCACUGGAUCUGCACCGGCAUACUUUCACACCCUCCUAGACUCCUACACCCCAUCAAGAACCCUGCGUUCAGCAAACAAGCGGCGUCUUGUAUUGCCUUCUCCAAAUGGCAGUAAAUCGCUUUUCCGCUCAUUCUCCUUACAUUUACAUUUAUGUAAAAAUGUAAGGAAAUGUAAAUUCUCCUUACAUUUACAUUUAUGCAUUUGGCAGACACUUUUAUCUAAAGCGACUUACAGUGCAUUUAGUCUAUACACAUCUUUUUUUUUUCAGUGUGUGUUCCCUGGGAACACACAUUUUUCAGUGUGUGUUCCCUCUCUGUAAGUCGCUUUGGAUAAAGCGUCUGCUAAAUGACUAAAUGUAAAUGUUCUCAAGCUCUCUGCUCUUCACAGCGAGGCCAGGCUGGACGAGAUCCGAGUCAAUGCUUGCCCACUCUUUGUUGCAGGAUUUAGACCAAUGUAUCUGAGGUCUUCUUCCAUCCAUUUUCUUUUCUACUGCUUGCUGCGGCUGGGUAGUCUCCGUUUUACUUAUUGCUGGUAAGUUUAUGCCUGGUUGGGCUUCGUCUGGGGUUCUUAUACCCUGUGGGCUGUGGUGCUUGUCCCGCCACUGGGCUUCAUCCGACUGAUUUGCCGUACCUCUUGUAAAGUAUUGGUCAAUGCGGGGCCCCUCAUUAAGCUCUCUCAGGCACUUCUUCCUGCCCUGAUGGAUUUUAAGACCUUUCUCUGAUGUUACCUUUGUCCAGCCGCGAAUGCAUCUAUGUAGUUUUUGUCCUGUUGUUCCAAAUUCUGCUGUGCUGAUCUACUGGUUCUUUUUCAUAUCCAUUCCUAGGUCUGUUGCCAUGUGAUCCAUCCAUGUGUCUUCUUGCGGCCCAGCUCUCGCAGACUCCAGGUGUAUUCUUCCUCUUGUGUUUUUCGUAGCCAUAGAUGGGUGGAUACAUUCAUAUGUAAUGUGGAGCUUCAAUCUCUUAAUGUUUACAAUUUAGUAAUUAGCAAAAAAGUAAUUCUGACAAGUUGUUCUGACAAAGAUAUAGUGCAAUAAAUAAAAGUAUACCAAUUCUUAAUGUAACGUACAGUAUAUUAGAUCACAUUUCAUGUAUUUCUAAACUAAGGGUGCUCCGAUCAAUUAUGUAUUUAAUAUCCACACUUAUGUAAAAUACUACUGAUAGAAACUGACAAAAAAGUUUGAAAACACCUGCCCUAAAUGAUCGUAUUGUGUGUCUAGAACUCCCACAUUUGUGAUGAUUGACACACGGGUAACCACAGCAACGUUCUAGCGUCUCACAAGCCAGGUUUCCAUUACAGAUUUGCGCAAAAAUGAAGAGAUAUUUUCUAAAUGUUGAUUAAAAAAAUAUUGCGGAAUGACUACGUUUCCAUUAAACGAUGUUAUGCGACUAAAGUGUUUUAUUUUUUCUUCUCGUGAUGUCAUACUUCUUCUUAUUAGGUUUUAGAUUGCAAACCAACUUUAUAGGUGCAGAGUGCCGCUACUAUGAUGAAAGAGUGAAGAGAAAUGUCUAUAUUUCCUCAUAUAUUUUCAUAUUACCUCACUAUUCCUAAUAAAUCUCCAUACUGCACUCACUCGUUUUCCUGCAUUUGGGCCAUCAUAUAAGACAUUACUUAAUGUGAAUUCCUUACAUCCUAUCUUUCCAAAUGUUCUGCAAAAACAUACUGCGAUUGGUCAUGUUAUGUUUUUGAACGCAACGUGACUUGUAAAUACGUCAAAAAGUAGGAUUGUUUGACUUAAUGCGGCGCUGCACAUCAAGAUCAAAAUCCGAAAUCCUUGAAGCCGUGCAUGCCGAUUAGAAAUUUUGUCCGACCUGAACCAGCGCCGAUGCCAUGACAGAGUUUCGAGAGCAGCCGGCUAGCUUAGCCAGUGCAGCUUCUCAAGAGUGGUUGUUUAGCGGAAUUGUCUGUAUGCAGUGUCGUAAAAACUGUCGCAAAGAUUUCCCGCUGGCAGUUCAAUACACGUGAGUUUGUUUACUAAGCCGAUGGACCCAGAUACAUCGUUCAUAUUAUGUCCACCGAUCAGGUAAAGCAGUCUGUGUUACCAUAUGUUCUUCGUAUAUCAGUACAAAGAUUUAUGUAUCGUUUCUCCAUAAUUAUAAACUGUUAUGUCAACAAAGAACGGUAAGUAAGCAUAGUUGUUUUUGCUUGCAUAGUUCUCGUGUAUGUAGCUCGCGUAUGUAGCAUUGUUUGCAAAGGGUGUCAUUUGUAUAAUAAAAUGAAAUAUUGACCACAAAUUAUGUAUCAUGCAACAAUGUCCAUAGUAGCUUAUACAGCAUACAUUGUCAUAAGUUUAUAAGGUUGUAUCAUAGCAUCUUUUUUUGAAUAACCAAUCAGACAUAAAGAAAACUGGGGAAAACAGACAUUUGUAACUACAUUACAAAACAUAAAUAAUAAGUAAUAUUGUAUGACAACGUUAGCCUAAUCAACGACUGAACUGUUCAACAUUCACGUGGUUUCCUGUUCUGAACAAAAUAAUCUGCUACUUUUUACCACAACACGUUUAGUGUGGUUGUUUAGUCUUUAUUUACAAGCACUACACACAUUCAUGAUGAGACACGACAACAUGCUAGCUAUCGACACCGGGAACCAUAUAUUAUCUCUCAGCUACCUUAGUUUAUAAAGUGCGAACCGGUGUUGCACCAAUGACACAGACUAAUAACAAAUACGUUCAAAAGUACAGGACAGCAACAAAAAAUGUACAAAUAACACUUACAAAUCCAGGAGCAGGACCGCUAGGUCUGCAUCCGUUUUGCAACCCGUUGCCUCUUGCUGCUCGCGCCACCGAGUGUAAGCCCGUCCGAUAUUGAUUCGUGACCGGCCUGUGUCCGAUCACUCUCUCGCUUUCUUUUCUUUGCUUCCUCCGACAAAACCCUCUUUGGUUUUUUGGCUGGCUCUGCCAUGGUGAUGUUUUGGAUAGUUUCGUCUUACUGUUAGCUCUGCUGUUGGCUAACUUCAGCCAGGGUACGACUAAAAUGUGACGUAUGCUGUAAAGCAGGGGAUAGGCGGGGCUUGUACCGGCCCGAACACCAAAGUUACAAGUGCAAUUUCAGCCGAUAGGAGGCUGCUUGGGUAGUAACGGCAGUAAAAUUCAUCCAAUUAAAAGUUGUCCUACCACUAAAAUAAUUUGAGACAUUAUUUUAAGGUCAAAAAGUUACUCGUUGCCGCUUUAAUUUUGGUCUUUGUUUGCGGGUUUUUUUAUUUGAAGAUCUGGCAAUAUUGUCACUUUAGAAAAAGGCUUGUGAGAGCGGCUUGCCCAUCUCAAAUGUGCAAAACGUCUUGGUUACGGAUGUAACCUCGGUUCCCUGAUGGAGGGAACGAGACGUUGUGUCGAACCGACAGAAUGGGGUUUGUCUUGAGAACCUAUCAUCUUCUGACUUUUUGGAAAAGGCCAAUGAAAAUUGGCGAAUGAAAUUUGCAUGCCGGGCUCCUCCCCGGAUGUCCGGGUAUAAGAGGGAAGCCGGCGUGCUCAUUCAUUCACCUUUGGUCUGAGGAGCCUAAAGCAUCCUCCCCCGACCGCUGGGGUGGG
Triplophysa rosa is the source of this 9590-nucleotide messenger RNA. Its product is annotated as tafazzin-like. Gene Ontology annotation, molecular function: 1-acylglycerophosphocholine O-acyltransferase activity. Gene Ontology annotation, biological process: inner mitochondrial membrane organization; cardiolipin acyl-chain remodeling. Bases 274 to 648 code for a protein of 124 amino acids. Lineage: Eukaryota; Metazoa; Chordata; Actinopteri; Cypriniformes; Nemacheilidae. The record is from RefSeq and is a predicted model, not a curated record. The transcript has 6 exons. Gene Ontology annotation, cellular component: mitochondrial membrane.